Molecule: messenger RNA, 1203 nt
Organism: Leptinotarsa decemlineata (Colorado potato beetle)
Lineage: Eukaryota; Metazoa; Arthropoda; Insecta; Coleoptera; Chrysomelidae
Gene: Frmd5
Product: FERM domain containing
Biological process (GO): actomyosin structure organization
Cellular component (GO): cytoskeleton
Source: RefSeq, a predicted model, not a curated record
AUGAAGACCGUCGUUUCCAAAACUGGAGUGGAAGUUAUCUAUCCUUGCUCAGUUCAUUUACUCGCGAACGGCGAAAUCCUGGAGUGCGAGUACAAAUCUGACAAUGUUGGAAGAGAUCUGAUCGACUACAUUUGCGAUCAAUUGAAUAUACAGGAGAAGGACAUCUGGGGUCUUCGAUUCGUGGAUACUUUCGAGCAAAGACAUUGGCUGGAUUUGAACAAAUUGAUAAGACCCCAAGUCAAAAACGUUUGCCCCAUCCACUUUCACUUCAGAAUGAAGGUAUAUCCACCUGAGCCAUACAAACUGCUGGAUCUGGAAACGAAAUUCCAGAUAUUCAUGCAACUGAAGCUGGACCUCAUGAGUGGUAGGCUAUGCUGCGGUCCUAGCGAUUCAUCACUAUUUGUGGCCCUGAUUCUUCAAUAUACGUAUGGAGAUUUCGACCCUGAGAGACACUCUGGCAACUACAUCAAGGAGAAGAUCAUCAUGAACCAGUCGUUCGCUGGAGAAAUGAAAGCGAUUGACCUCCACAAGCAUCACUUGAGGAGCUUGAACCCCACUCAAAUAAUGGAUCUUUUCCUGAGGAUGGCUUGCCAACUGGAAACCUACGGGGUUGACCCACAUUUGGUAGAGAACUUAAACCACCAAAAGUUCAAUUUGUGGAUCAAUUACAAAGGUAUGGUCACAUACGUAGAGGGAAAGAAGAACCAGCACAUAGACUGGAUGAAUAUAAAUAAAAUUCAGCAAGAAGACAAUAAAUUAAUGGUUCAUUUAUGCUCCGGUGGAACUGAAACAUUUUUUUCUCUCACAAAACCGGAAUGUAAUUAUAUAUAUCAGAGUGCUGUUGAUCACCUCAUCUACUUCACAACUUCCGGAACACAGUCGACGGUGGGUCAUAUUGGCAAUGAUAGCAUGGAAGAGCUUCAUAAAGACCUGAAAGUAUUCGAGAAACUGGAGAAUUCUGGAAACGUGGCUAGUGAAUCAACAAAACGUCAAGAAAAAUCAAAAUAUGGGGUGUCCAGGAUAUCCAAAUUCCAUUCUCCGCUGUGUCAAUUUUAUGUCACCGCACUUAUGGUGUUUGCCAUUGGAGUAGCAAUUGAGUUAUACAUAGCUUUUGGUUAUAACUCCCUCAAACAUUAUAUUAUGAAGAUACAUCGUAAAUUGAUAGAAAAAUACUUUUGGAAUAAGCUCAGUAAAAUUUUUUAA